CGUUCUAUGCCAUCCGCUGUACGCAGUGCAGGACUUCGCUAUAAAUGUUACAAUGCUUUCGGACUGGUGGCCGCCUAUACUGUUGGCGAUGUCUCUGUUAUUAUUCACGGCAUCUCUACUGGGGGUUUUGGCGCGAUCGAGCAGCGACCCACUUCCACAACCUCAAGCACACACAAGUAUACCCCUUACAGGAAUGGAUAUGGUCAAACUUCUAGCAACCGCGAUAAAGACGGAGUCAACGACGCCCGUAGGGCCGUUAUCAAGUGUUCAGGCCAUUUCGCAAAUUGCUCAAGCGUAUCAGGCUGGCAUAGACGGCAAACGUCCAAAGAGUUCGCGGACCAUGAACCAAAAUGCCUACCCAACAGAGACCAAUAAUAAGCAAAAGGAAAGGCCACAGCUGAGAUUACUCAAAAAAGUUCUGCUUCACAAUUCAACAGCGAUGUGCAACGAUGGAUCACCAGCAGGAUAUUACAUCCGUCGAGCCACAGGAGGAAGUAAACGUUGGGUCGUCUUUCUUGAGGGCGGAUGGCACUGUUUUAAUGAAAAGACUUGCCACAUACGGUGGAAGACGAAUGGGCAUUUUAUGACCUCGUUGGGUUGGACCGAACAACGUUAUGAGCGCGGCAUUUUGUCUCCUAACAUGGCUGAGAAUCCCUAUCUAUGGAACGCUAAUCACGUUUUCGUUCCCUAUUGUUCGAGUGAUGGCUGGAGCGGCGCUUCUAUGGCGACUCGUCAAGGAGAAUUUUCAUUUAUGGGCGCUGUAAUUUUGCGGAAAGUCAUCGAGGAUCUUAUUCGACGCGGAGGUCUUCUUUCUGCCAGACUGAUCUUCCUGGCCGGAAGUUCGGCAGGAGGAGUGGGUGUAUUUCUUAACAUCGAUCGCGUCGCUGACCAGAUUCGGGAAGCCGGAUCUCGCGCCCGCGUCCGAGGCAUUGUUGAUUCUGGAUGGUUCCUCGAUAACGAACCUUAUGGGCAAGCUCCCUGCCGUGAUGUGCAUAACUGUAAUGCAGUUACUAUGAUACAGAGCGGACUAAGCUUUUGGCAAGGGAUGUUACCAGAGCGAUGUACUCAAUAUUUAUCUAAGGAGGAGCAUUGGAAAUGUUAUUUUCCCUAUCGCAUCUACCCAACAUUAAAAACUCCAUCUUUCGUUGUGCAAUUUGUUUAUGAUGAGGCGCAAAUGAUGAUCGACAACGUGGCCAACCCCAUAAACCCCCGGCAAUGGGAGUACGCGUACAACAACGGAGAAAAGCUACGUCAAUCCCUCGCGAAUGUCACGGCUUUGUUCGCUCCAUCGUGUGUAUCGCACACCAUAUUGACAAAACCUAAUUGGACGCAAAUACGCAUCCGUGGCAUAAGUCUUCCGCAGGCCCUUCGUUGCUGGGAAUUGCAACCUCAUGAACACAAUCAUCAUGAGCAUCACCGCGAUCAUAAAAUGUACGAUAAUAUACGCAACGUACCAUCAACUAAUGGAAAGCAGCAACAACAGCAGCGCGCUGGGGCACGAGUUCGUCGUCGACGUACCCGUAAAAACCGAAAAGGUCCCGAUAGAAAUGGACGCAGCCGGCGACGUAAGACCACUGAAAGAUCGGUGUACAGCCCUUUACUUCGUACCGAAAUGCUUCAAAUUCAACCAAAAAUUACUUCAACUAGCGACCCAUUACAACAGGACGCUCACGUUCAGCAUCGGUGGAGACUUCAUGCCGAUCUUUGCCAUCAUCGCCUCAUCGACGAAUGUACAUGGCCUCAGUGCAACUCCAGAUGUCCUCCGCUGCUUAAUCCAUUUACCGGUAAACAAGUUGAAUUUACUGAGCUACUGAAGUCGUUCGGGCUCGAUAUUAAUGGUGCCGCUUCUAUACUCGGUAUCCACGUGAGUGAGUUGUAUGAGAUGAGUCACGAUGCACUACUUCAAAUUCUGAACUCUCAAUACUAUCCUACGCCGAAUAACGAUAACACGCAUUCAUCACCCUAUCCUGCGUACAACAUGCAUAAGGCUAGUCGUUGCGUGCAGCCUGGUUGCAAGCGAUACUAGCUACAAGCCUGGGACUAGAGUACUUAGACGUAAUCAAGAACCAUUCAAUAAUACAGUAUUAGAACAAGUCGUUGCUAGAUAUUCAGGGAUAUGCUGAUGGCGAAACAGGCGUUAGAUCACGAUAGUUGGAUGUUGUACACAUGUUACAUAAUCGAAGUUUUAAGACGAGCAUUUUUCGAAUAAAGUCAGGCGCGACCUCAACUGCUCCGAUAUGAAAGGUAUCCGCGCUGAAGGCAACAGGGUGAAAAAAUCGAAAUUUUUAAACAUCGACAACUAUGUUGCUCCCCUAUGUCCUUGAAAGGUCCAUGUGUGUAUUGUCAAUGCCUUACUUCUCUUGGCGUCGUUUCAUUCACCGCGAAUACUAAGCAACUCAUAUAUGGAAACGUAUCAAUCCUAGUAGUUGUGCGGGUCGUGGAGCAUGAAACUAGCAUAAGUGCCGCUGGCCAGCUAGACCCGGUAACGAAAACCAGAAUUUGCCCCUCUAUCGAUAUUGUAUCCGUAUCGUUGUUUCGAACAAAGGAGAAUAUCAAUGCUAAUAGACGCGGCACACCAGGAGCUUACGGUGAUCUCAGUAUUGACACGCUCAUAGGUUCUAUGAACAUCUCAAGGAGUGUAAGGCACUCUUCCGUCGGUGAUGUCACUGUACUGUAUAUAUUUUUUGCAGAACGUAACGCACUUUGGUGACAGAUGUGGCAUAUACUAUUCGCCCCAAAAAAAGUUUCCCUUCACAAUAUUAUGCCCAUCGGUCGCCCGUGUCCUUAACAUUGCAUCCCUUCCACUAGAAGUACUUAUACCACCUUAUCCCAAACAUCUUGUACCUUCUUGAUACAAACUGGACGCAAGUAUCGAGCUGUUUCGUGCACAAAAUGUAUAAAGCCAUUAGCAUCAAAAGAGGGUCAGGCAAAGCAGGGUAUCUGUCGAUGCGGCAUUGGCGGCGGGACGUUCUGUUGCUACGAAGACCGGCUAUGGUAAGAGAACUGGAGUAAAAUCAAAACACGCUCAACCGUUGUACUCUGUGCUAAUAAAUCAUGUACGCCUAUACAAGUCUGUGUGCGUCGAAAUGUGGAACAGUGUAACAUCUGUCAUACAUAGAGCGAGCAAUGCUUAAUGCUAAAAGCACAGGGCCUGCUUGAGACACCAUGAGGAAAAGUAUCGUAUAAAUGUAAAUAUAAUGAUUAUCUGAGUGUCAUAAGCAGGACAGUAUAGCAGAUCAACUCAUUAAAGCUAAAGAAAUAGCCUAAAAUAUAACGAUGACAAUAACUAUUUUAGAUAAUGCCGCUCUACCUGCAGUAGAUAAAAUUCUACUGACGAUGUCUUUAGUAAUCUAAAAUUUCAAUGGCCUCGAAGAAACAAUAAUCUGUUAGCAAGGACAAACAUUUGUCGGUCUGAUGAUGUCAUCUGGUUCACUCUUAAAGCAAAAAAAAAAAAACAAAAAAAAACUAAGUGUUCUUCCCUCUCUAAAAAUUUUACUAAUUAUUAUUAAGUACCAAAUCAAUUUAUUUAUGGACACCGGUUAUUUGUUUAUAAAUGUUCGCUGAAAUCAAAUCAAUGCUAAUGGACACCGGUUCGCUGACCGUCGUUUAGCGCCCCGCAAAGAUUUUUCUAUUAAUUUCCUAUCUGUGAUAACAAGAAGUAGUAUUUAAAUUAUACUUAUUUAUUUAAUUAUAGCAUUCAUUUAUAUCGAACUCGCUAUGUAUACUGACUACGGUGAGACGAAUAUAAUAGAAAAAUACGCCAGUAAUAUAGCAUGUAUUUGACGAAACAAACCGUACGGUUGAUGACGAUUUUACUAAAUAAACUAUACGAAUACAAUGAAUAAACAUGACUAAAAAAAAAAAAAACAAGACUGGACGGAAAGUUUUUAUGUGUAUUUUUUUCAUCAUCGAACUGCGGCGAGAAACGCGAUCGUAAAUUGACGCCAUCUAAAACACAUAGAAACUAAUAAAAUUCAUGUUUGCUCCAA
Varroa destructor (honeybee mite) is the source of this 3989-nucleotide messenger RNA. RefSeq names its product palmitoleoyl-protein carboxylesterase notum (gene Notum). The record is from RefSeq and is a predicted model, not a curated record. Gene Ontology annotation, molecular function: hydrolase activity. NCBI's taxonomy places the organism in Eukaryota, Metazoa, Arthropoda, Arachnida, Mesostigmata, Varroidae.